Hordeum vulgare subsp. vulgare (domesticated barley) is the source of this 3819-nucleotide messenger RNA. Its product is annotated as disease resistance protein Pik-2-like. The coding region runs from base 117 to 3122 and encodes 1001 amino acids. Gene Ontology annotation, biological process: defense response to other organism. The record is from RefSeq and is a predicted model, not a curated record. NCBI's taxonomy places the organism in Eukaryota, Viridiplantae, Streptophyta, Magnoliopsida, Poales, Poaceae. Gene Ontology annotation, molecular function: ADP binding. The transcript is spliced from 3 exons.
UUAUCUACCAAAACAUGGCAUGAGAGCCCGAGAGCUGCAUUCUCAGAUCCCACCCACACACACACACAAACGCUCACAGGGAGAGAAAGAGGGAGGGAGAAGCUCGAUCGACACCGAUGGAGUCCACGGCAGUGAGCAUAGGCAAGUCCGUGCUGAAAGGAGCACUUGGGUGCGCCAAAUCCGCCAUCGUGGAGGAGGCGGCCAUGGAGCUCGGAGUGCAGCACGACAAGGCCUUCAUCACGGACGAGCUGGAGAUGAUGCAGUCUUUCCUGAUGGAGGCGCAUGACGAUGAGAGGGACGAGCUCAGUAAGGUGGCCACGAACUGGAUAAACCAGGUCCGCGACGUCGCCUACGAUGUGGAGGAUGGCCUUGAGGACGUCGUCCUCCGCGUCCAUGGGCAAACCUGGUGGGGCAUCCCUCGCACGCUCCUUGACCGACGACAUGUCGCCGAGCAGAUGAAGGAGCUGCGUGCCAAGGUAGAGUACGUCGGCCAGAGGAACCCGCGCUACCGCAUCAUCGACGGUGCCUCCAAAGCUCAAGACCUCUCCAUCAACACUGGCCCUGCUACUGACCAGACCAUCUUUGCUUUCCACCAGCAGGACACAACAUAUUCAUCAAAGACAUCGUCCAAUUUUGUGUUACCCCACACCGUUGAGAAUGAGAUACAAGACGGCCACUCUUAUUCAGAAGAUGAUGAAAUGACAAUGAUCCAAGAGAGCCUCACUCACACCAGUAAUGUGCAAGGUCCUCUGGAGGAAUUUCAGCUUACUGGGCGGGAGAAAGAAAAAUCUGAUAUUAUUGAACAGAUUCUAGAACACUCUGGCACCCAACAAAUUCAGGUCAUUGCAGUGUGGGGAAAGGGCGGUGUUGGAAAAAGCACUCUAAUAAGAGAUGUUUACGAAAGCCAAGAGGUCAAUCAAAUGUUUGAACAACAUGCAUAUGUCACGGUCUUGCAACCUUUCAAGCUUGAGCAGAUCCUUAGCAGCUUAGCAUUUCAACUAGAUGGAAGAAACGUUGCUUCAACUGGAGUUAUAGACUUUGAUGGUCUAUUGGACUGGUGUUUACAAGAAAAGAGUUGCUUGAUUGUUCUUGAUGACCUCUCGUCUACCACGGAAUGGGAUAUAAUAUUGCCAUCUUUGCUAGCAAUGAAUAGACAAAGGUUGGUCCUUUUGAUCAUCACAAGGCAGGAGGAUAUUGCUAAGCAUUGUUGCCAAAAAACAAAGUGCAUACACUUGCUCAACGGUCUGGAAGAAAAGGAUGCUUGUGAUCUCUUCACAGAAAAGGUAUUUAAGAGUGAAACCACAGAUUUGACUAAGCAUUAUCCUGAAUUGGUUGAACCCGCAAAUAUGAUCCUUAAGAGGUGCAAUGGGAUUCCCCUUGCAAUAGUCACCAUAGGUGGCUUCUUGGCAGAACAACCAACAAAAACUGUUGGGGAGUGGAGGAAACUAGAUCAAUGCAUCAGUGUUGAGAUGGAGAUGAAUCCAAAGAUUGAGGAUGUAAAAACAGUAAUUAUGAAAAGUUAUGAUGGCCUACCCUAUUACCUCAAGUCAUCCAUCUUGUACUUAUCCAUCUUCCUUGAAGAUCGCACAGUUAGCAGGAGAAGUUUGGUGUGCCGAUGGGUUGCGGAAGGUUACGUAGAGGAUACAUCCCUAGCCGAAAGAUACUUCAUGGAACUUCUAGAGAGAAGCAUGAUAUUACCAACUCAGAUUUCACUCUGUAGCAUACAAGGAACCGACUCAUGUCAGGUACAUGAUCUGAUCCGUGAUAUCAUCAUAGAAAAGUCAAUGGAGGAAAAUCUUGUUUUCAGGCUAGAGGAAGGGUGCAACUUGAACAGCCAAGGUGCAGUGCGUCACCUUGUCAUAAGCAGUAAUUGGGACGGAGAUGAGAGCCAGUUGGAGGACAUCAUGAAGUUGUCCCGUAUACGGUCACUCACUGUGUUUGGAAAGUGGAGGCCAUUUUAUAUUUCUGACAAGAUGAGGUUUCUUCGUGUGCUGGACCUCGAAGGAACUAAAGAUCUAGCCGAUCAUCACCUUGAGCACAUAGGGAAGCAUCUUCAUCUGAGAUACCUUUCUCUAAGAGGGUGUGAAGGAAUAUAUUACCUCCCAGAUUCAGUGGGUAACCUGCAACGACUUGAGACACUAGACAUCAAAUAUACAAGAAUAAUGAGGCUGCCAAAAACCAUCACCAAGCUUAGCAAGCUAUGUCAACUGAAAGCUGGCAAUGAAUUCUAUGUAGGAGAAGAACGGUCAUCACUAGCAUGUUGUGUACCUUUCGCUUGUUGUUGCGCGAUGGUCAUACGAGCUUAUGCUGUUAAGGUGCCAACAGGGAUAGGGGAACUGAAAUCCCUGAACACGCUGCGAUGUGUGCACCUUGAAUGGGAAAAUGCCAUCAUACAAGAGAUAGAAGGUCUCACCAACCUCCGCAAGUUAGGAGUGUAUGGCAUUGAUAGGGGUAAUGGCCCGGAGUUUUGUUCAGCCAUUUCAGGUCUCCGUCACCUUGAAUCUUUGUCUGUGCAGUCAUCAGAAUGGGAUUUAUGUGAUAUCUUGAAUGGCAUGUCCUCGCCUCCAGAAAAUCUCCGGAGCCUUAAGCUUCACGGUUGGAUGAAUGAACUGCCGCAAUGGACCAAGGUGCUCCAGAAUCUGGUGAAGAUUAAGCUAGAAUACACCGAGGUGUCCAUAAACGAUGAAGAGAUGCGAAUCCUUGGGAACCUACCGAACCUGUCCAUCCUGUCUUUCAAGGAGAAAUCGUUCCAGAGUGCGCUACCUAUCACUUUCCAUAGUGGCCUCUUCAGAAGCCUCGUGGUGCUCGAGCUUGUUUACAUGGAAGUGGAGGUCGGGGCAUUGGAGUUCGAGGCAACAUCGAUGCCCAAUCUCGAGAUGCUGAACCUGCGACUUAUCGAUUGUAAAAUUGGCAUUUCUGGGCUAGAGUUUCUCCCAAGCAUCAAAGAAGUGCGGCUCUUGGUCCUCAUUUUCCCAAAAUCCAUCACACUGAAGGAAAAUAUGACUGAAGAAGCAGCAGAAGAGGAGGCAAGGCACAGGGAAGACAAAGUCAAGGCAGACAUGAGGAAGCAGCUAGCCAACAAUAAAAAUCACCCCAUUUUGAAGAUGCAAGGAAUGAGCUAGGUCGACAACCUGUUUUCUGGACCAAGGAGGAUCGAUCCGGAGCAUAUGCCAGUGUGUUUGUUUCCGUUCCGGUUUGGGCGAAGUCUUUGUCGUAUAAUGUGUAAAUUCUAAGUUUGCAGUUCAUGUGUAGGCGUUCACUUCUUUUUCCUUGUUUUGGCCUUGGGCAAAUAACUCUGUAACUGACCAUCACUUCUGUUCAUGGUGAUCUGGCUUGCCAUUACCUCCAUGUCUUCCUGAAGCUUAUCUGUCAACCAGCCAGGAGGGAGAUGUUCCAUGUUGUUCUUCGAUCAUUUUUUUUUUUUUUUGAUAAAUUUGGAUCCUGAACCUCAUCAACUUGUUAUAUGUUCUUGCUGUGUUGUCAUUUGCCAUCUGAGAUACCUUAAAGCAUAUACAUGUUGCAGGGUUACCAUCUUUUUAUGUCAUGUUGAAGUUUACUGUAAAUAUGCUAGCAUUUAGUUUACUGUUGUCAAUACUAUUAAUGUGUUACUACUGAAACACCAUCAAUUUGACAUUACAGAAGUUCAGUAUGGUAAUUGCCACUCAUGUACUUACUACUGAAAGUGAAACACCAUUAAAGGUACACAUUGCCCUAGCUGGUUCUGCCUAGAUGUUCAUUGUCAAUCAACAUUUGUACAUGUGAGACAUGCAUCUGGAAUGAUUCAGCUUAGCUACCGUACACAGAUUUCCCGAUCGAAAA